Molecule: messenger RNA, 941 nt
Organism: Blepharisma stoltei
Lineage: Eukaryota; Ciliophora; Heterotrichea; Heterotrichida; Blepharismidae
Source: the annotation of a GenBank genome assembly
AUGUAUUUUGCAAGAUGUUUUAGGAGGAUAGGAUCAUUAAAAGAGCUUAUCAGAAAAAAGGAUUGGAAAUCAGCAGCUGAGCUUGUGGAGACAAAAGAAUUUACUGAAAAUCUCGAGCCUGCUCACGCCCAAAGUAUUAUGUGGGGCCUUUCAAAUCUUGGCAUGUCAAAUGAAGCAUAUCAAUUUAUCAAUCAUCUUUCCACUACAAAGACUCCUCCUUCAGAGCUGGAAUUUAUUGCUGGUAUUGAAGUUUGUAUCAGAAAAGGCGAUAUUCCACGCGCAAUGAAUUUAAGCUGUAUUUAAUUGAAUUGUGAUGAAAAAAUAUUAUUAUACAUUUAUUCGUAAUUUAAAUGGUUAUUAUAUAGUCAAUUUAUCAGAAAAUUCUCAAAUAGAACUAGACGCCGGGGUUUAUAAUGAACUUCUUAUAAAUGGACAUAAGACUAUUGGACUGCAAGGAGUCAAACAUGUCUUAGACCUUAUGAAAAAGUCACAGCUUUUCCCUUCUCUUUCUGUUUGCCUAGCUUUAUUGAGAAGCGGAAUGUGGGCGGAAGAUAAUAAGUUGAUUCAAGAUUUGGUUUUAACUAUGGAAAAAGCUAAAUAUACCCGAUUUAAAUGAUUUUUUUAUCAAUUCAGUAGCAUUUUUACAAUAUUUUAUUUAUUUCUCCUUCAUAUUUUCUAAUACAAAAUCCAUUUAUUAUACUUAUUUAUAUGAAAUUCCUGCCAGUCUCAUCGACGAAUACAUAAAAUCAUCAGUCGCCAGCGGAAAAGAAUGCUUAGAGUUAAAAAAAACCUGGGAUGGAAUCAGAGACAAACUUGGCUCACAAAUCGAAAACCCAAAGCCAAACUGCACAAAUCCCAAUGGAUUUUUCUUUCUCAACGCACUCAAUCCAAACCAAGGAAACCUUAGCGGAGACAAGCCUGAUGAUGGGUUGAGAUCAUAA